Molecule: messenger RNA, 6370 nt
Organism: Phasianus colchicus (ring-necked pheasant)
Lineage: Eukaryota; Metazoa; Chordata; Aves; Galliformes; Phasianidae
Gene: PPM1H
Product: protein phosphatase, Mg2+/Mn2+ dependent 1H
Biological process (GO): protein dephosphorylation
Cellular component (GO): mitochondrion
Molecular function (GO): [pyruvate dehydrogenase (acetyl-transferring)]-phosphatase activity
Source: RefSeq, a predicted model, not a curated record
GGCCCCCGUUGCGGAAGCUCGGCGGGGCCGCCGCCGGUCUGCCGCUCCCCGCGCUGCGCGGCGGCGGUACUAUGCUCACGCGGGUGAAGUCCGCCGUGGCCAAUUUCAUGGGCGGCAUCAUGGCUGGCAGCGCGGGCGCCGAGCACGGCGGCGGCGCGGACCUGCCGCUGCGCUUCCCCUACGGGAGACCCGAGUUCCUGGGACUGUCCCCGGACGAGGUCGAGUGCUCCGCCGACCACAUCGCCCGCCCCAUCCUCAUCCUCAGCAAGGAGACGCGGCGCCUGCCCUGGACCACGGGCUACGCGGAAGUAAUAAAUGCUGGGAAGAGCACACACAAUGAAGAUCAAGCCAGCUGUGAAGUCCUCUUUGUCAAGAAGAAAACUGGAGGUGCUAAUUCUACACCAAACAAGAACUCAAAACGGAGAUCAUCACUCCCAAAUGGAGAAGGUCUGCAGCUGAAAGACAAUUCGGACACAGAUGGGAUUAACCUGUACUACUGGUCCCUGUUUGAUGGACAUGCUGGGUCAGGCGCAGCUGUGGUCGCUUCCAGACUGCUGCAGCACCACAUCCUGGAGCAGCUGCAGGAGAUUGUGGACAUCCUGAGGAACACGGCUGUCCUCCCACCCACCUGCCUGGGAGAGGAACCUGACAACACGUCCACCAACAGCAGGACGCUGACACGAGCAGCCUCCCUGCGGGGUGGUGUGGGGGCCCCAGGCUCACCCAGCACCCCCCCGACACGCUUCUUCACUGAGAAGAAGAUCCCACAUGAGUGCCUGGUUAUUGGGGCUAUAGAAAGUGCAUUCAAGGAAAUGGAUUUGCAAAUAGAACGAGAGAGGACCGUGUAUAAUAUUUCUGGUGGCUGCACAGCCCUUGUGGUGGUGUAUUUAUUGGGGAAACUUUACGUGGCAAAUGCUGGUGAUAGCAGGGCUAUAAUCAUCCGAAACGGUGAAGUCAUUCCAAUGUCUUCAGAAUUCACUCCAGAGACCGAACGCCAGAGACUUCAGUAUCUGGCUUACAUGCAGCCCCACUUGCUGGGAAAUGAAUUCACACAUUUAGAGUUUCCACGGAGGGUGCAGCGCAAGGAAGUUGGAAAGAGGAUGCUUUACCGUGACUUCAACAUGACUGGCUGGGCAUACAAAACCAUCGAGGAAGAUGACUUGAAGUUUCCCCUUAUCUAUGGAGAAGGCAAGAAGGCUCGGGUUAUGGCAACAAUUGGUGUGACUCGAGGACUGGGAGACCACGACCUGAAGGUUCACGACUCCAAUAUCUACAUCAAACCUUUCCUAUCCUCAUCUCCUGAGGUAAGAGUCUAUGACCUACUGCAGUAUGAGCAUGGGCCGGAUGAUGUUCUGAUCCUAGCUACAGAUGGACUCUGGGAUGUGCUGUUAAAUGAAGAAGUGGCAGAAGCUGUCACUAACUUCCUGCCAAACUGUGACCCUGAUGAUCCCCACAGGUACACGUUGGCGGCGCAGGACCUGGUGAUGCGAGCCCGGGGAGUGCUGAAGGACCGGGGCUGGCGAAUAUCCAACGACAGGCUGGGCUCUGGAGACGACAUUUCUGUCUACGUCAUUCCUUUAAUACAUGGGAACAAGCAGUCGUGAAAGUAGCGUCGAGAGUGGUUAUGGAAAGGGGAUCUUUUGGGGAAGGGCCUGUAAGAGACGAUGUGUUUUGGAUGAUCUGACCAGGACGUCUCCAAUUGAUGUAGUCUAUUCAUAGCUAAUGCUGGAGGGGUAUUUUUCUGCCUGAAAGAUAGGGCUCUGCACAUAGACUAUAUAUGAUUACAGAUAACCCUUAAGAUUACAACUCCCCUGUAGUAAAGGUUUUGGUGCUUAAUGGGAAUGAGAUCAAAAUGCUGCUAGCAUAUUGUGGGUUCUAUCCUCCCUCCAGGUGAAGACCUGAAGUAAGAAUUAAUUUUUUUCAGUUUGCCAUGUAGCUUGGAAGAGCCAUUUCAGUUGUGAAAAUAGAAGUGAGUAUCAGAAGCCAAGGAGGCUCCUGAAGUCUAACCCGAAAUAUUCAGAGCAGUGACUUGGAUCACAUCUCAUUUAAAAAUACUUUUAUACGUAUAAAUGAGACUCAAGAGUUUUCUUCUUCCAAAAAGAUGCUUUCAUGACUUGCCUACGGACAACUGCAAACUGAUGUAAUCCUUUGAAUCCCCAUUUCUUCCCUCUGGUCUCUUCUUCAGUAGAUUAUAUUCCUGUAUUUUAGUAGGAAAACUGAAAUUGUUUUUUGUGUGACUAUGCCUGUUUACUGCAGCUAAAACAGCCACCUACAAAAUUGUCCAGGAGAAAUAGGUCACAGUCCUGUAUUACGAGAUCUGUUCAGGUAUGAAGAAUUAUUUGUCAAGACUCCCUGUUGUGUGUACACCAUGCUUAUACAGAGCGAGCAAGCUUGGCAUUAUGUGAUGUUUACCUGGAGGUUCUGGUUCCUUUGGGAUCAGAGAUUUUCAUUCUUUGAAUGGUUCUGUCUGCCUUGUCCUGUUGGAAGGAUCCCUGAACACACUGACCCUCAACUGAGGAAAAGUUCUACAUUUAUUUGGGCUCCUGAGUGUAUUUUCAGCUGGAUUUCUACUUGAAGUGAUGGAAUUGUUCUGGUUACCAGUUAAGAGACUCAGAUGGUGAUCUAUUUAAGAAUGAUUUCACUUCUUGGUUCAGCAUACCUUUGCCUGCUUGACUUGGUGAUGAGAAGGUGAGAGUUAAUAACCUCACACCCUCUUGGUUGUUGAGGACUGUGGCUGAGGAUCAGAUGAUCUCUGUGAUAGUUAUGGCUAGCUUCAUCAGCUUUUUCUUAGCAGUGCUAAGUCAGUUUAAAUAAAGAAAAUCCAAGGACGUUGUCAGAGUACAAGCAAUAGUCCAAGAGAGUAACAACUGAGCAAAUCCGCAGCUUGACUUGACUGCCUGUUCUGUGGGCAGACAGCUCUUCACUUUACUGGCCGCAAUUAAAAAUUAAAUAAAUCCAAAAGUUCUCGUUUGUAGGCAGAUGUGUCAGCUGGGAGGUUAGAUUCAGCCUCCAUUGUCCCAGACCUCAUUCUUUUGGAGCUGCUAAUCUGACUUGUACAUAAAAGCUACUUCUUGGAUAGCCAGAAGACAGGGAGCUGAGCUAACUGUGGAGCACUGACUAGGCAUCUCAAAGAUGUUUUAUCCUUUCUAAAGGAGAAACUGCCAGCUCUAAGAGCAGGAUACUGUAUCCUUGGUGUUCUUGGAGUUGUGUAGUCUUUCUCCUGAACAAGACUGGCCUAGAGCUAGCCAGUUCUGUAAUUUAUAACGUGCUAUAUAAACAAAGUACAGUGCUGUUUGGUAUAGCAGCCCAGAUGCUUUAUUUGAUUGCAUCCAAAGUACAUGUGCAACAUUCUCAGUGGAUUUAAAUGCCCUUUCUUUAAUUUCUAGACCCAGUAGGAGUUUCAGAUUGAGAUGAGCCAACGCAGAGUGUGUAAUGGCUCAGACAUGUGUCCAGCUGAGUGAUUUUAGUCUGAGAACUGUUCCAUGCGUUCCCCAGUGCCUGCGUGUGAUAAAGCAGUGCAGAACACUGGUGUUUUAUGUUCUAGAGCUCCAGUACCAGUCAUAUAUCUGAUUAAGUGUUGCCAUGCUUUAUCUGUUUGUUCUUUUUUGUUUUUCCCCUUUUCCUUCUUCUUUGUGCACCUAGGUGAAGAGAUUUGCAGGUUUGAAGUCUAGAGUAUUUUUCACAUGGUCCCACGUAUGUUUCAAAGUUCAACCAAGAGAUCUUUUUGUGCUCUUCUUUUCUUACUUUUUUUUUUUUUUUUUAAUUAUUAUUAUUAUUUUGCCUAAUAAACUUGUCAACAUGCUUUUUGUGCUCUGUGUAACUCCUGUUGUCUCUUUGCAAAUGCAUUUGUGUAGUCCUUUCUUUAAUGGGGAAACUAAUGGCAAUUCCUCUGAAGUCACAUGAACAGCAACGAAGCUGGCGCUUGCUGUGACCAACUUCAAUCCUGAGUCAGAAAUUUUUGUGCCCAUGUAUUGUUAGUCUUCGUUCUUUAGUAUCAUGGGGUCAGCAAACAUACCAGUCAUUAUGAAACCACUGAGUACAAUGGGGUUGAAUGAAUUUCCAGUGCAAUAUUUGCCAAAAUAUAAAAGUGAAACUUCAAGGUGAUGGAAAUACCCUCUUUCAGAGGUGUUUUUAAAUGCACCCUGAGAGUGAUGGGGCAGCACAGCAAGUUGGUGGGACCCAACUCACUGAUAAGUUGUCAGAGCAAAGCGUGGUGGGCAGUGGUACGGCUCUGUGCAUCAGCCUCCAGCGUCUGUUGUUCAUCUGAGGUACUGCCAUCAGUCAGCCUGCUUCCCAGCAACUGCUGUGCCCACCCAGGUCACGCUGUGUCAGCUGUGAGCCCUUCUGGAAAGGGCAGAGGUGCAGCAUCAACAAUUAAUAUCAAUUAGCAUCAACUCUGAACGUUUUCAAGAGUAAUAAAAAGCUUCCUACUCAGCUGUAUGUGACUGAAACCGUGCUGUGAUGUUUUUUGUUUUGCUUGUUUACAAAGUAUCUGUUACACGUUUACAGGCUUACCUACUGUGAGUGGCUCUGGUGGUCUGUGGCUCUCACUGCUUUGGUGCCUGGGCUUUCACUUCUGUCUGCUUUCAUUUGGGGCUUCUUACAUGCCUGCACUGUGCUCUGCUUCAUGGCAUGGUACAUACACGCACCAAGGCGCGAUGCAAAUAGGAAGCAGGAGCCAUGAGUUGGGGAGGUACCAUGUGUGAAGCAAGGAUAACAAAGCAUUUCCUAUUCUCUUCAUAACAUGCAUUAUUUGAGAAGUCAUAGCAUUAGAAAUCACUGGUGACAGAGGGGAGUUGUGACCCGCAGUACACAGUGCACCUUUCAGUUGGGCAUGGGAUGGAGUCACCAUUCAGGCUUGCAGAUCCUCCACUGCUCCAUGCAGCCCUUCAGUUAGGAGCAGCACCAACUCCAAAGUUUAGAUCCUGGGUACAUCACCUUAGUCACUGCCUGAUCCUGGUGGCAAUGUGGCUUUUUGUCUAGUGAAGUUCUGUUAGCACCCAAUGUUGUUUCAGCAUUAGCAGCAAGGAGCCUCGGUCCUGGUUACCUCUGUCUUAGUAGGUAGUGCUCGCUGUGCCAGUAUGUUGGAAGGUUAUCAUUUCUUGGACAAGAGCAAGGAAAGGAAGCUCUUGUAGUUCAGAUCAGUGGGCAGUGCUGUUAACACUGCCUUCUGCUGCCUGAUGCAGUCUAAUUUCUAGAAGAUUAAAAGGAGCAGCUUCUGUUCUCCUGUGAAUACUGUCGAAGAGGGAAGUACAGCUGUGUCACAGCUUUUUGUCUCACACUACAGCCUGAAGUCAUCUUUGCUUAACUUGAUGAAGACAGUAGUUCGAAAUUUCAGCCACAUCUAAAGUGAGGCACACAACUGUCUCUUGCUAAAUUAAUGCAGUGAUGCUUCCUUUAUGAACACAGAAGUCUGUUGUCUAAGAGGGCUAAUUUUCAAUGUCCUCAUGCUGGAGAGAGAAACUGGUUUUAAUACAAGGAAUUUGAAAGAGCGACAGGGCUGACAACUAAAGGAAAAGCAGUCCUAGUUUGCUAUCAGCAGUGAAUUUCCACGUUGGAGUUGCUUCCAUGUUAAAGUACAACAGGGAGGUGUGUGAUGUGUGGUAGGUGCUGUGCCUCCCGGAUAGUUUUGAAGAACUAAGAACUACACUUCAUGUUUUGGCUUUCAGCUUUUAGGUUUUAAAGAACACUACAUGCUCCAAGCAAAUCCGCCGCGUUCCUUCCUGCCUCAGCAUUCCACUUCCUUUUAUUUUUUGAAACAUACUGUGCAAAUGAUUUCAACACUUGUAUCAAACAUGAGUUGCAAACUAUAUGAAAUUGUUGUUUCUCCGACAUUCGUGGUGUGUAAAUAGUUUUCCUCUGUGUGUCUGAGAUGAAGAUACAUUGCAGUGGCUGCCAUAGACAGAGCGACCAAACGAUGCUGUAACUGUGCUGCUGUAUUUCUACCUGUGAUGUACUUGAAGGAGGAUGCUCUUGUCCACCUCCACUCUCAUUAUUAUUAUUAUUAUUUUUUUUUUUUUUUGACUGUUGCUGGUGAUGUUGUUUCAUAGGUAUCUUAUUUUGGUUUGGUUUGUUUUUUUAAUAGCUUCCACUUUUUUUUUUUCUUUUCCUCAUUGGACAAGUCAUCUUAUUUGGAGACCCGUAAAACUGUCCAGGUUCUGUAUGUCUUGAAGAACAGCGGAGCUGCUGGAGGAAGAUGUUUUGGACCAAUGUACUUACGUUUUGUGACUGUGAAAUGUUAAUCUUUUUGUAACCUAAGAACAAAAAAAUGUUUGGUAAAGGGAUAUAUUUUGUGUUUUUUGAAACUUUUCAGUGCAAUGAAAAAAAAGAGGAGGAUGCUGAAGAAGUGUAUGCGCAAAAUUUUAAAUAA